Acanthoscelides obtectus is the source of this 384-nucleotide messenger RNA. The record is from the annotation of a GenBank genome assembly. Lineage: Eukaryota; Metazoa; Arthropoda; Insecta; Coleoptera; Chrysomelidae.
AUGAAGAUAUGUCUACGCUAUCUCGGUGACCCUGGAUAUCAACAAGGUAUUGGUCAGGAACUUGGUGUUAGUCAGGCAACGGUAUCUCGGACUGUGAAUAAAGUUGUGAACAGCAUAGUUGCACAGUCGAACGAAUGGAUCAAGUUUCCAACUACCUACCAUGAACUGAUGGAGGCCAAGCGGAUUGGUGUAAUUGAUUGUAUACAUAUAGGAAUCCUGAAACCAAAUCGCCAUGGAGAUGAGUAUAUCAACCAAAAAGGGGAACCUGCUUUAAAUGCGCAAGCCACUUGUGAUGCCAGGGAGAUGUUUACAAGUGUUGGUGUCAGUUGGCCUGGAUCAGUGCAUGAUUCUAGAACAUGGAGAAAUUCACAGACUAGAUCAUAA